CUGAGUAACCUAGGUUUGAAUGUUGCAAAGUUUUGGUGAAAGGCUUGUAUACCAAAAUAAAAUUUUGACCGAUGAACCAUCCACCGCUUUCUGCCGAGAGCUCUUUGAAUCAAGCCGGAUUAUAUUUGUGGGUUUGUCAUAUUCGUCACUUACUAUGUAGUGAUAUGAAUAGUAAUUUUAAUUUUAACACUAGGAUCAAAUUAUUUAUUUUGAUGUAAAUACUAAGUGCAAGAAAGAACUUAUCCCUUUUUAAAUUUUUUUUUUUUUCCUCCCAAUGAUGUUUUAGUCAAUUUGAAUACACCUCAAUUGAUUGACAAGAUAGUCACAAGUUAGACGCCUGGAAACAGUACUGUCCAACAAGUUCGCACACAUGCAAUCUGUUCAAGCUUAUAUGACUUUUAUAUUCAGAGAUAUUCGAAAGUGUCCUUGACAUCACUUUGUUCCAAGAACUUCCAGAUUCAUUAUAUAGUUCCUUUCAAAUUUAAUUGGAAUCGGAACUUAGAUACUCGUAGUAUAUAAGAGAAGUUAGCUCGCUGUCCAUAGUCUUUCUGGUUUCAUUUUGUAUCAGCUGUAGACCUUAGCUUUGCAUGUAAUGGUUUCACUAGCUCGGAAGCUGAUCGCAUCCCGGAACCCUAGUCCAAUAAGCUUAGAAUCCCAAGAAGCUUUGCAGCCCUUCAUCCCAUUUUCCCGACUUCAAGAGACAAAGCUCUUAGAGUCCCAUCUAGUUUCGCUUCUUGAUAACUGUAGCAGCCUAAUUCAGAUCAAACAAGUACAUGCUCACGUUAUUCGCAAAGGUCUUGACCAAUGCUGCUAUGUUCUCGCUAAGCUAUUACGUAUGCUUACAAAAAUCAACGUCCCAAUGAACCCAUAUCCCCGUCUUGUGUUUCAUCAAGUGGAGUACGGUAACCCUUUUUUGUGGACCGCUUUAAUUCGGGGUUAUUCAAUUCAAGGACCAUUGGAAGAGGCGGUCCAUUUGUAUAAUGCCAUGAGAAGGGAGGAUAUAUCGCCUGUUUCUUUUACGUUGACUGCUUUGUUUAAGGGUUGUAGUGAUGAACUCGAGUUGAAUUUAGGUAGGCAGAUUCAUUGUCACGGGAUAAAGCUUGGUGGGUUUUGUAAAGAUAUGUUUGUUCAUAAUACUUUGAUUGAUAUGUAUGUGAAGUGUGGUUGUUUGGAUUGUGGUCGAAAGGUGUUUGAUGAAAUGUAUGAGAGGGAUGUGAUUUCGUGGACUUCGUUAAUUGUUGCGUAUUCGAAGGCUGGAGACAUGGCGGCAGCUGUUGAGCUGUUUGAGAGAUUGCCUGUGAAAGAUUUGGUUGCUUGGACUGCUAUGGUGUCAGGUUGUGCACGGAAUGGUAAACCAAGGGAGGCGUUGGAGUUCUUCCAUAGGAUGCAGUCUGCAGGUGUGGAGACUGAUGAGUUGACAUUGGUUGCGGUUAUUUCAGCUUGUGCACAGUUGGGGGCUGCUAAAUAUGCAAAUUGGGCUCGUGAUGUGGCUGAGGGAUAUGGUUUUGGACCUGCCAAUCAUGUUAUGGUGGGGUCUGCAUUGAUUGAUAUGUACUCCAAGUGUGGGAAUGUGGAGGAAGCAUACAAGGUUUUUGAGAAGAUGAGGGAAAAGAAUGUGUUCUCGUAUAGUUCGAUGAUUGUUGGUUUUGCAAUGCAUGGAUGUGCGAAUGCUGCAUUAGAUUUGUUCGAAGAAAUGGUGAAAACUGAGGUAAAGCCUAAUAAGGUGACAUUCAUUGGUGUUCUUAUGGCCUGUACUCAUGCAGGUUUGGUGGAACGGGGUCGAGACCUGUUUGAUAGAAUGGAGAAACAUUAUGUCGUUGAACCAUCAAUAGAACACUAUGCUUGCAUGAUUGAUCUCCUUGGCAGGGCUGGGCAACUAGAAGAAGCUCUUGAGCUUAUCAAAGCUAUGCCAAUGGAGCCUAAUAGUGGUGCCUGGGGCGCCCUGCUAGGAGCUUGUCGGAUUCAUGGUAAUCCUGAAAUUGCAGAAGUUGCUGGUCACCGUUUAUUUGAGCUUGAACCUGAUAGCAUUGGAAACUAUGUCUUGCUUGGCAAUACAUACGCUUCAGCAGGAAGGUGGGAAGAUGUUCUGGAGGUAAGAAAAUUAAUAAAACAAAAACUGCUGAGGAAAGACCCUUCACGCAGCUGGAUUGAAGGCAAAGAGGGGGUGAUUCACGAGUUCUAUGCUGGUGAUAUGACCCACCCAAACUCGAAAGAGGUUAAGGAAGCACUUGAGGAUCUUGUUGGUCGGCUUAAGUCAUGUGGCUACGAGCCAAACUUAAGUUCCGUGCCUUAUGAUCUGAGUGAGGAACAUAAAAGGCGAAUACUUCUCACACAUAGUGAGAAGCUGGCUUUGGCAUAUGGGCUGCUCAUCACUGAUACUGGGUCUGCCAUCAGGAUCAUGAAAAAUCUAAGAAUCUGUGAAGAUUGCCACUCAUUUAUGUGCGGUGCAUCUCAAAUCACUGGCAGGGAGAUUAUUGUCAGGGAUAACAAGAGAUUUCACCAUUUCCGUAAUGGUGUAUGUUCUUGUGGUAACUUUUGGUAAUUUAUAGAACUUUCAUUUCAGUCUAUGCGAGUUUGAAGAAUCCUUUUCUUUGGAAAUGGCCAUAACUUCGUCACAAGCCACGGUUAUUCAAGAUGGUUUGAAUUGCUUUUUAAAAUGAGGAAGUGGUAUUCUUGUUGUUCAACUGAAGCAUAUGACUAACUCAUUCACCGGAAAAUCUGAGCUCCAGAUUUGUGUAUGAUCCCAGAUGCCAAGUUAUAUGACAGCUUUGCCAACUUUGAAACCUGAUUCAAAUACACUCACUGCAUCAUCCUUACAGCAAUAUGCCCUCUAGGACCGAUCUCACUACAAUAUUUGGUUUGCGCGCUCUCAAAUGCCUGACUGUUCUUAUCUGCCAUGUAUACAGUUUUAUGGAGCUCAACUGGCUAAGUGACUUCGUUCAGGUUUAAGUGGGGGGAAUCGAGGUCCUAUAGUAUGUAGUGAAAAUAAAUUGAUUGUUCUCACCGAUCGAUAGACAGCACAUAGCAGGCAUUUUGCUUACUACAACUUGAUGGCCAAAGUUCAGCGGGAAGAUCGAUUUCUUAUUUCUUUAGAUAGAAUUUCCGAGUCUGCGCUGAGUUACGUGCUUGUUGCAUCAAAAGACUGGAAAAGGCAAUUCCGAAGUUCGUACCUCCACGGGGGUUCAGAAGAUCAGACUCCAUUUAACUCUCGGACUGCAAGUUUUUAUUUCAAUAUCAGUUUGUCUAGCUGAUGAAAUAUUCGAUCAACUUUCAUGGUACUCAUGUUUAAUUUUCCAGCCAUUUGGUUGGCUAGCUCCGACCAUCACCGAGUAGGUUGGAUCUUCAAACUGGAAUUUUAUGUGGGUGUACACAUGAGCAACCAUGAGAAGAUUGGAUCUUGAAAUUGGGAUUCUCUGCAUGAAUCAACUAUGUUGGCGGAGCAUAUCCUAGUCCACUAGGGAAGGCUGCUCUGAGCAGGCAACGCAGGAAACAGGGGUAUUUUGAUCUCGUUAUAAAACAAGUUUCAGGCAUCUUUUGGCUGGCUGGAAUUUGAAGCAAUUUCAUACUUGAAAGGCCGAGCAUUCAGCUGAACCUUUCGGUAUUACUUACACUUAUUUGUGUAUCUAGUUUUAACUCUUGCAAUCUUUAAGUUCCUUGGUAAAAGGAGGUGAUGUUAAUCUUCAAAAGGCAUCAUUAUAACAGUACCUACUUAAUGUUGUUCCCUCUCA
This is a messenger RNA of Capsicum annuum, 3728 nucleotides long. Its product is annotated as pentatricopeptide repeat-containing protein At5g44230. The transcript is spliced from 4 exons. The coding region runs from base 593 to 2542 and encodes 649 amino acids. Gene Ontology annotation, molecular function: zinc ion binding; protein binding; RNA binding. NCBI's taxonomy places the organism in Eukaryota, Viridiplantae, Streptophyta, Magnoliopsida, Solanales, Solanaceae. Gene Ontology annotation, biological process: RNA modification. The record is from RefSeq and is a predicted model, not a curated record.